UCUUUUUUCUUUGGCGUCUCGGAAACAUUUUUUUCGGGCAGCUAUUGGUCAGUGAUCGUGACGUAUGUUUCGUUGAGUGUCACCAAAUUGUAUUCUGUUUGGAAACCAUUCAACUAUCGUUUGUUUUGCACGAUGAAACGUUGCCUUCAUAUCAUCGCGUUCAGCUCCUUCAAAUUGCCAAAUCGAAAUGACAGUCGAUCGAGUGUGCAAUAUACAUUAGCGAAGCUGUCACCAAAUAUAGCGACGUUCGCUUUCUUCACAUUCCCGUACAUUAUUUGGAGUUUCGCUUUAUUGUUCGUCGGAGACCGCUGCUAUGUGUUCAAUAAUCUCGCUGAUUUGCUGCGAUUUCUUGGAAUUAUAAGGGCAAUGGUCAUGACGGCUUUUCCUCCUACUCAGAAUAUUGGUCGAUCCAAUUGUGAGCUUUAUCAUGGAACGUCAGCAUUGCCCUCAAACAUUUACAUUCAAUUACGGUUCAGUGUUCUGUUUUCUACCUAUACCAUAUCUCAUCGCCUUGAAGAGGGUUUCUCAACCGAGGGUGCUUGCAUCCUCGAGGGGUCCGAGAUGGUAUUCCAGGAUAAGGAUGGGUGGACUUUACUGGUACCAAAGAAUGUUGCAUCCAGGAGUGCGACACCGUUCCAGGAGGACUAUUGCUCCUGA
Anisakis simplex (herring worm) is the source of this 657-nucleotide messenger RNA. The record is from the annotation of a GenBank genome assembly. NCBI's taxonomy places the organism in Eukaryota, Metazoa, Nematoda, Chromadorea, Rhabditida, Anisakidae.